AUGGCGGCGCCGUGCGCGGAGAUGGAGCCGGCGGCGCCUCCUCCGUCCCCCCCCGCUCCUCCCGCGGCCGCGCCGGGCUCGGCCGGGCUCGUGUGCGCGCAGGGCCGCAACCUGCGGGCCGUGCUGUGCCAGCGCUGCGGCUCCCGGGUGCUGCUGCCCGGCGCCGCCACCUUCGCCCGCCGUGAGCUCCUCCUGCCCGCCAUGAGGAAGAAGGCGGCGGCGGCGGCGGCGGCGGGCGGCGGCGGGGACGUGCUGCGGGAGCACUGGCUGGUGCGCGACAUGUUCUCCUUCGAGAACGUGGGAUUCACGCGCGACGUGGGCAACGUCAAGUUCCUGGUGUGCGCCGACUGCGAGGCGGGGCCCAUCGGCUGGCACUGCCUCGACGACAAGGACAGCUUCUACGUGGCGCUGGAGCGCGUGGCCCACGAGUGACGCCGGCCCCGCGCUGGGAGCCGGGCCCUGACCACGGCUGGUCACCGCAGAGCCUGGCUGGCCGCAGCUUGCCUGCUCCCCGCUGUGACUGACCCGCGGCCCGACCCGGCACCCCGCUUCCCAGAUCCACAGGCUGACCGGCGCCAGGAAUUGCAGCCCGGGCACUCCAGCCGGCUCCUCGCCCGCGCCCACAAGGGAAAAGUGUUGGUGGUGGGAGGGUCUCUGUAGCCUGCAGGGACAGCUCACCCUGACAUUUUUGCUCCCCAGCCUGAUCUGCACCGGUCUGGCUGUUCUGCUGCUUCGCUGGUGGCUGCCGUUGCUCCAGGGGGAUGAGGUGUCUCAUGCUGAUGGCCCUGUGACGCCGUGUGAGUGGGGGCACUGGCACAGGGCUGCAGGAGGACAGGGCUGCUGCGCUGAGUCGUCGUGGCAGCUGAAACUGUCUGACCUGCAGCCAAAGCAGUUCCAGGGUUUAAGGCUGAGUCUUCUGUUGAUUUUCAGAAGGAAUGUUCACUGCCUCCAGCUCUAACAUUUAUGUUCUCCAAAACCUCAUCCCACCUGGCACCUGAAGUGAGUGUAAUGGAUUCCAACUAACAUGUGCAGUUCUAUUAACUGAGUACUUGGGAACAAAACACAGGUAAAAUGUGCAGACAGCAUAGGCUGAUAGAGCAGCAAACAAAGAAAAUAUGCCAGACCAUAGAGAUUUCAGGCAGCAAGAGUGAAGAGGUUCCAGCCUGAAAAGGAUCUGAAUCAUUGGACAGGCAGUGCUGAAGCAUGUCAGAACAUAUGUGUUAAACAGUGAUGUCAGGAAGGAAUUUCUCUUCUGUAAAACCUGGUGGUAAGAGUAAUAUGGGAUAUUGUGACCAGUUUUGAUUUCUGCCUUUUAAAAGCUGGCCACAAAGCUAAUUAAAAAUGGACGGAGGGUGCAGCA
Hirundo rustica (Barn swallow) is the source of this 1360-nucleotide messenger RNA. It is a transcript of the gene RABIF, whose product is annotated as RAB interacting factor. Gene Ontology annotation, cellular component: membrane; cytosol. Bases 1 to 432 code for a protein of 143 amino acids. Gene Ontology annotation, molecular function: zinc ion binding; guanyl-nucleotide exchange factor activity. The record is from RefSeq and is a predicted model, not a curated record. Gene Ontology annotation, biological process: post-Golgi vesicle-mediated transport; small GTPase-mediated signal transduction. The transcript has 2 exons. NCBI's taxonomy places the organism in Eukaryota, Metazoa, Chordata, Aves, Passeriformes, Hirundinidae.